This is a messenger RNA of Macrosiphum euphorbiae (potato aphid), 258 nucleotides long. The record is from the annotation of a GenBank genome assembly. Lineage: Eukaryota; Metazoa; Arthropoda; Insecta; Hemiptera; Aphididae.
AUGGCUUUUGUUCGCCAAGAGGCAAGAACACCCAGACGUAAUAGAACUCUGAUGGACACCAGCUCACAAAUAUUUAUAAAUCGGCUGGAUUCUAAUCGGCCGCUAUCGCAAAAAGAUAUAAAUCAUGAAGAAACCAAAGAAACCAGUCCACAAAUAUAUCUUUUAAAAAAUCAAUCUCAGCCACUAUAUCACGAAAAUAAAACAAACCACAAAGAAACCAAUGACACGAAUAAAUUCACAAAUAUUUUUCUCGCCUAA